Sparassis crispa is the source of this 1569-nucleotide messenger RNA. Its product is annotated as Transcription factor IIIA. Gene Ontology annotation, biological process: regulation of transcription by RNA polymerase II. NCBI's taxonomy places the organism in Eukaryota, Fungi, Basidiomycota, Agaricomycetes, Polyporales, Sparassidaceae. The coding region runs from base 1 to 1569 and encodes 522 amino acids. The record is from RefSeq and is a predicted model, not a curated record. Gene Ontology annotation, cellular component: nucleus. The transcript has 5 exons.
AUGGCGGGCUCUCCUGUGCUGUCGGCCAGUACAGUAGUGCUUCAGAAACGGAAGAGGACGACAGAACCACUGGUUCUUCAUCUUGCUUCUCCACCGCCAGGUUGUGACGUCCUCUCUGCUUCUGAGUCAGAGUAUGAGCCUAGCUCUGCCGUCAUUCGCAUAGAUUCUGAUUCUGGUGAAGUCGCAUCCUGGAAGGGCGAGAACCACGAUCCGAAAAGGCGUUACAAGUGCACUUUUGAUGGAUGCACGAAGGCCUAUUCAAAACCGUCACGUCUCGCCGAGCACGAGAGGUCGCAUACAGGAGAUCGGCCGUUCGUAUGUACAACGUGCGAUAAGUCGUUUCUCCGCGAGUGUCACCUCCAAGUGCAUGCACGAGCGCACCUCCCAGGGUCGGAAAGGCCGUUUGCUUGCGAAGAGCCUGGGUGCGGCAAACGCUUCUGGACCGCCCCGCACCUCCUCGCGCAUAGUAAAGUCCAUACGGGAGAGAAACCAUUCAAAUGCGCAGAAACCUGCUGCGAUGCAGCAUUUUCGAAACAUCAUCAAUUACGCGAACACAUCUGUUCCGCUCAUCGUCCUCCUGGGACAAAACCGUAUCGCUGCGAACAUGCCGGAUGCACAAAAUCGUUGCCGAACAAUCAGAAGCUACGUGCACACAUGAAGACCCACGACAAUAAGCGCUACACCUGCGUUCACGAGUCCUGCUUGCCUGCUGAAGGUGCAUUGCCUACCUACUACCCCACUUGGUCUUCCCUACAGCAACAUAUGCGCAGUGCCCAUCGGCCAACGUGCCCCUACCCAUCUUGCAAUGGGAAGACUUUCAGCGCGCAAGCGGGUCUCCGUGCUCAUCUCAAGAUACACGCACAACGUGAUGCCGAGGCCGACUUGGACAAAAUGGGAAAUGGUUCUGCCGACGAAUGUGAGGACGAAAAGCCGCGCAAGCGACGCAGAGGCGGGGAACUUGGCAGAGACUGGAUCUGUGAGAUACCCGGAUGCGGAAAAGACUUCAAAUCUAAACACGCGCUGACGACGCAUACAAAUGUGUCUCAUCUCGGCCGCCGCGAUUUCGUCUGUUCACACUCGGACUGCGGACGCGCGUUUGGCUGGAAGCAUCUCCUCCAACGUCAUGUUGCCAAGGUCCAUUCGAAUGAUCCCCUGAAUUCUGACUCUGAAGAGGACCACGAAGCUUCGGAUGAGGCCGAGGCCAGUGGUAUACAAGCUCAGGAGCAGCCACGCCCGGAAGAAUCGUUGGCUAUAGACUUCAUCACUGGACAAGCGUACGCCACGCACUCGCGGGAACAGAUGAACUGCCUCAAGGUCCUUAAAUGUCCGCAUCCCCACCUACCUGCGAUCUUCGUAGUCGAUGAUACACUCGCUCCUUCAGGCUCGGGCUCGCGUCAGCCUGAAUCAUCUAGUCAUACCGGUCUAUGCCAGUACGUUUUCAGCCGCGCAUAUGACUUCCGACGCCACAUGCGGGUAGAGCAUGGGAUUGAAGUAGAAAAAGAAAUAGUCGACGAGUGGGUGAAAGAGCAGAAGGAAGCCAAAGCUACUUCCGUUCGCAGUCCCAACUGA